Molecule: messenger RNA, 8868 nt
Organism: Paramuricea clavata
Lineage: Eukaryota; Metazoa; Cnidaria; Anthozoa; Malacalcyonacea; Plexauridae
Source: the annotation of a GenBank genome assembly
AUGUCUGCUAUACAACAGGAUAUCCCUAAUUCGUCUCCACUGCAACGGUCAGUAUUUUUAAUUACUUUUAGUCAAUGCGAUGCUUCUGGUUUAGCGAAGCCAGACUUUGCCAAAGUUAUAGUCAAUGCCUGGAAAUCAUGUUACAGAUCGAAAGUUCUACAAUGGGUAGUGAGCGAAGAGCAACAUCAAAAUGGCGGUCGUCAUUUCCAUAUGGCCAUAAAACUGAACACAAAAUCACGCUGGCUGCGUGCAAGAAAUUAUAUUGACGAGAAACACGGAAUUAAAGUAAACUUUUCGGAUCACCACGACAAUUAUUAUGGGGCAUAUAAAUAUGUAACGAAGGAAGACGCCGAAUUUAUUGUCUCCCCUGAUCACCCUGAUCUAUCCAACACGACUGACCCCCCUAAAACGUCAAAUGCAACAAAAAAGCGGAAAUGCAAUCGAAAGGCCUCAAAAAACAAACGAAAGCGCUUGUCAACAUUCGAUGUUGUACAAAUUAUACAACAUCACAAAAUUACGUGUCGUUUAGAACUUAUGGCGUUGGCAGCGAGAUGGAAAGAUGAAGGCAAGACGGACUUAGCUGAAUUUGUGUCUAAUAGAGGCAGCAAAGUAGUGAAUGAUGCUUUGGAGACAGCCAAAGAACUUAGUUGCGCACAAGAACGUCUUCUCAGGUCAAAGAAAUCGCGAAUAGAGUUUUUGAAAGAUCAACUAGGCAAAACCUGCGAGGGCGGUUGUGAUGGUGCUUGGCAACGUGCUGCGCUUGAAAUUUUAGAUAUGAAUGGGAUCCAAAAGUCGGACUUUUCUUCAGCCAUGUAUGACGCCCUAUCUAGAGGAAGGGGGAAGUACCGAAAUAUUUAUAUUUUCGGUCCAGCAAAUUGUGGAAAAACAUUUUUAGUUUCACCCCUAAAGAAAAUAUACGAAUGUUUUGUUAAUCCCGCAUCUGGAAAUUUUGCUUGGUUGGGAAUUGAAUCGGCUGAAGUUGUUUUACUUAAUGAUUUCAGAUGGAAGCCAUCCCUUAUACCGUGGUGCGAGUUUUUGCAGGUCUUAGAAGGUGACACGGUUCAUUUUCCAGCCCCGAAAAAUCAGAUGAGCAAAGAUAUUGUUCUCGAGAGGGACACGCCAUUCUUUGCAACGAGUGACGCCCCACUUAUUUUAAUUAACAAUGGAUCUAUUGAUCGCGUGAACACAGAAAUGAUGAAUGUAAGAUGGCGAAUGUUUCCGCUUCAUAGACAAAUUCCGCGUGAUGAACAAAGAAACAUUGCGGCUUGCGCUCGAUGCUUUGCUGAGUUAAUAUUAUACGCUGAACAGUGAUCUAUAAUAAUGUAUUUUAAUUUAACGUAGGCUACAUUAAGGUGUUAACAAAUAGGUAUUCUGGUCAUCCCUAACUAAGUGGCUUAUGACGCAUCAACGAAUCCCACACGAAUCCCAGUCACAUUUUAUGUAGAAAAGGGAAUUAAGUUCAACAAUUCUUGCUGUUUUUCUCUCUUAGCUUAUUGUAAAUAUGCCAAAGGAAUCGAUUAUGUGGUUAACUUCUAGCGAAAUCAAUUUGAUUCCAUGAAAUUCCGACUUUCGUCGAACGAUUCCCACUAUUUAUAGUAAGUUGAAAUAUGACAUCAUAAUUAAUAAAUAGAAAAGUGGGAUUCGUCGACUUUUAACCCAUUUUCUCUGUCUUUUAUAACGAAACGCACGCGUAUUUGAAGCCAAAGUAUUAAUGUAUUCCUUACGCACGCAACUGUGUGUUUAAAUUCCCAACAACGAUCAUAUACAUGUGAGAAAAUAUGGAAAUUAUUACGCGAACAUGAGUGGGAUUCGUUGAUACGGAAAUUCGAUGUACAAUCCGUUGUCAUAGUAACUUUGUCAGUAUUUUGUUCUAAAGCCGUCAGCCUGCAAUACAGCGUGUAUUCGCUUAGGCAUGCUUGUGAUAAUAUUAUUUACAUAAUCUACAGAAACAUUAUAUAAAGUUUUUAUAACUCUAGUCUUAAAUUGUUCCCAUGUGUCACGCACAAUCUGUGAGUCUCUAACUUGAGCAUCAAGCUGCUUCUUAACUAUGUGAAACAUGUUUUCUAUUGGAUUUAAGUCUGGAGAUCUCGCUGGGAUACAAAAUAACUCACAUCCCUCUUCCUUUAUAGCUGUCUUAGCUGCUAGGCUUCGCUGAGACGGGUCGUUGUCCAUUAUGAACCAUUUUCUUCCACGCUUGCGCGAUAGUAGUGCUGGAAAUUUUUUUUUUACGAACUCAGCGAAAUAGGUACCGGUCAUUUUCUCAUAUUCUUCGACCAAUACAACCCCAUUGUUGUGAGAAAUUGCGACCAGUAAGUGAAGCCGUUUUCCACCCGCAAGGGUUUUAGAUCCUUUUGCCGUCAAUUGUAAACCCUCGCUCUUUCUUCUCCAUACACGCCCUCUAGGGGCUAAAGCGUCACUAAGAGGCUGUGUCUUAUAAACAAAAGAAACCCCGUCUAAAUAGAAGGCAAUAUUUCGCGAGAAGAAUCCGGGCUUUGUGGAAAGGAUCUUCUUGCAUUGUUGCGCAAACGACUUUCUUUUCGUGCGAUCACGGCUUGUUAAAACCCCCUUUUUACGCGCAGGUAGAUAAUCAAACCCAGCUGCUUUCACCUCACGAUAAAAUGUCCGAUACGAAAUAUCACGUGACAGCAGUCCGCUGUGCGCAACCAAGCGCUUAACAGUAAAAUUUGGGUCUUUAUCACGCAGAGUUUUUAUUGUUCUUAUUAAUUUUCUGCAAUCUCUAUCUGACAGCUUCUUUGGUCUACCAAUUUUCUUGCAUGUUUUCAAAUCUUGCUUGCGCUGAACUUUUCCUCUCAGAAUAAGAGAGACUGACGCUUUAGAUAUUCUUGCUUUUUUAGCAAUCGCUCUGCAGGAAUAUCGUUUCUCUUUACCAAGAAAUAGCACAUACGCUCGCGUUGUAUCUGAAAUAGUUUUUUUAUAUGCCAUUAUUACUUUGUUUCUAUAUAACUAGCUCUUAUUUAUAGCAUGCAUACUGUGCGCUUUAUAAUACUACAGCUUUGAGAUUAAUCCGGAUAUUACCGAUGACGUUACAUUCUCCACAAAAGUAACGUAAUAAGCACUUAAAGAUAAUUGCAUUUGCUUCCGAACGUGUUUACCUGCCCUAAAUUCCAGAUUGCUCUACUAGUUUCGCUUGCAGUUCCAAACUACGAAAUUCCCAAUGUUGGACUGGUUCUGGAAACGUGCAUGAACGCAUUAUGAUUAAACUAGAAUAAUAACAUACAAUGUAUGCGCAAAUUAACCAUGUUUACGCUCACCAAAACACGGUAUCUAUUAUAUUUGUAAACACCAUUGGUAAUACUAUAAAAUACAAGUAAUUCUAGCUUCAAUAACUGAAAUUUUAAUUUGGCUUAAAAUACCGUUUCGGACAAUCAGUGACGAAACACUUUAGACAAAAUAGCUAAACAGCGUACGUUUACAACAUAAUCGACCCCCCGCACCCCCCGUUCAAUGUUGUGUGUGGAAAUACCUGCACAAAAUGUUCCUUGCCAGCGACCCAACAUUGUUUAGGGUGGGGGAGGGAGGGAUAGUGUUAUUAAGCUGAACAGUAUUUGGAAAUGCGCAGAUAUGUCUAUAUUAUAUCACUGUCCAAAAACCUUUUGUCACUGACUGUAGUUUCAAAUCUCUUGACUUUCUUUGCCGGGGACGAAUAUUCGAUCAGAUCUGGUAAAUAAAUAUUAAAUACAUAGUCAGCAUAUAAAUCCAAUGCAAUAUCACUCCUAGAAGUGUUUAACCUAUCUCUUAGGACAGGAAUAUUUCCAGAUGAUUGGAAAUUUGCCAAAGUGACUCCAAUAUAUAAGUCAGAAAACAAAACCUUAUGUGAAAACUAUAGACCGAUAUCAGUCAUUUCGAAUAUCGCCAAAAUAUUUGAGAAAUUAGUCUGUAGACAACUAAAUGCCUUCCUGGAUAACAACAACAUAAUUGUAAAAAAUCAAUCAGGUUUCCGUCGCAAUCACUCAACCGAAACCUCGUUACUACAAUCUACUGAAAUGUGGUUGAAAUCAAUGGACCAGGGUCAAAUAAAUGGGGUUAUCUUCUUAGACCUGAAAAAAGCAUUUGAUACGAUUGAUCACCAGCUUCUAUUGUCAAAACUACAAGCUUAUGGGAUACGCGACCACACGCUCAAAUGGUUCCAAUCGUAUUUAGAUCAAAGAAAGCAAAUUUGCAUGCUAAAUAACUGUAAAUCUGAUAUUGAAACAAUUCGUUGUGGAGUACCUCAGGGUUAAAAUCUUGGACCUCUAUUAUUUCUCAUUUACAUAAACGACCUCCCAAACUGCCUAGAAACAACACACUCUAAUUUAUUUGCUGAUGACACAAUUUUAUCAUGUCAAGGGCAUUUAUCCAUAGAUAUUGAAUACAAACUUAACAAAGACCUAGUAAAUGCUCAAAAAUGGUUAUCAGCGAAUAAACUAACAUUAAACCAACGAAAAAACCAAAUAUAUGAUUAUUGGAUCUCGGCAACGAUUAAAAAACUUAGAUCACGUGCCACAAAUCAGUAUAAACGGACAUCAAAUUGAACGAGUUUAUAAAAAGGAAGCUAUGGGUAUAGUUAUAGACGAUAGACUUAGCUGGAAUAGGCAAAAUGAAGAACAAUGCAACAAGAUAUCAAAAAAUAUUAAUCUUUUAAGAAAAGCCAAAGAUUUUGUUGGCCUAGAUACGCUCAAAAUUAUGUAUAACGCAUUAGUCGCGCCUCAUUUUAACUACUGUUCAACUGUUUUGCAAAAUAACAACCAAACACACUUAGACAAAUUAUAUAAGCUUCAGAAACGAGCAGCAAGAAUAAUAACAAAUUCGGACUAUACUAUAAGAUCUUCGAACAUUUUUCAAAAACUUAGCUGGAAACCUCUUGACUUAAUUUUGAAAAAGCGAGAUCUCCUUAUGACAUUUAAGGUGGCUCCAUACACUUUCAUCAUCGGGGGACUGGUACCUAAUCUUGAGUUUCGCGCGAAAAUAUUACAAAUAUAUGCAAAAAUAAAUACAACUUUUUCAGUCUAAAAUCCGAACCACAAGUCAUGGUUAUUUUAAUGUUUCGAGUUAUUUUUGUUCUCAAAGAACAAACUUCGUCCUGAUUUAACCAUGAACAUUGAAUAGCUAGUCUUUUUAGAAGACAUUUUAAGGUAAAAAAUGCAAUGUUUAACGUUCAAACUCUUGUGAAAACCGGCGAUCGGCCCGACCGGCGAAACGUUUUUUACUCCAAUAUUUGGCGAUUUAUAAGUUCAUAUCCGGAGUUUUUUGUACUUACAACUGGUAAAUGUAUUCAAAGUGUCACUAACAGCAAAGGAAUUCAGUCAAACAGCAUCAUACGCCGGCUCAAACUGUUUUAAAUUGUCAACAACAACAUGAAAACACACAAAUUACGACUGUAAACGAAUAUAAAACUAUGUAGAGAAGCCAAAAAGUUCAUACAUGUCACACAUAUCUUAUACCAAACGACACAAUUACCUGUUUUCUUGGCGUUAUCCCGAGUUAGCGUGCAAAACUAAAGAUAUCUGCAUUUCUAAGCAAGAAAAUACAACAUAUAUUUGAUAUUUCGACGAGACUAAAAACUUUUUGUGCGUGUUUUUUUGGAGAUGCGCCUGCGAAAACAUGUACGCGCAUGUCAAUUCAUUGAUCUUGCAGAGCUCGAAAAACUUUCGGCCGAGCGAGUGAGAUACCACAAUAAAACGGCGUAAUUCAAAAUUUUGCACGGUGACAUGUGAUGAAAUUUUGCACAACGAUAACUUCUUUUAAAACAAAUAGAAUAUCAAAAUUUAAAAAAAAUCUGUAGAUUGGAAAACUUUAAAUCCGCAAUUUUUUAUUCUGGCUAUUCUAAUCUACAGAAUUUUUUUAUUUUCAGGGAUAAGAUUCCUUAUUAUAAGUGAAAGCUAAACAGCAGUUAAAAAUUGGGGGUCACCGGCAAUAUUGGGAAAAUAAAGAAUAAAAACCUGCUUAAAAUAGCAAAAAAUACCAUAUUUGGCGAGGCUACUGUUACUAUGGAAACAAUAUUAUGUUCAAGAAUAUUGCAAAUUUUUUCUACCAAAUACUUAAUUUAUACUUGGGAAUGCUUAAAAUUAAUAAUGGAGUGAUAAAAUUUAUAAAUUGAAAUUUUUACGCAAUAAGGUAUUUAUACUACGGAACUGUAUGGAGCCACCUUAAAGCGAUUAAUGGCAUGCUUCCAGAAUACAUAACACAACUAUUUCACACUUGUGAAAACAAUGGCUACGUACUGCGCAGUAGUAAUUUAAAGCUGUCUCAACCUAAACCAAAAACGAAUUUCUUGAAAAAUAGCUUUUCGUACAGAGGAGCAGCGUAUUGGAACAACAUCCCAGUAAACUUGUUGAAAACCCUAAGAGAAUCAACAAGUUUAAAAUCUGUCCAUCAUCUAUUAAAUAAUUACAUCUUGUAAAUAAGUAAAUAAAUAAAUAAGUAUAUUUUGUAAAUAAGUAUAAUUUAGUUUAUUAGUUCCUUCUUUUAUAAUGCAUUUAUUUUCCGCACGGCCCUUUGAAAAUCACCUAUGUGAAAGGUUACCGUGUUUAAAGAUCAAUAAUAAUAAUAAUAAUAAUAAUAAUAAUAAUAAUAAUAAUAAUAAUAAUAAUAAAAGCAUAGAAUUUCUGACCAAAAUUACUAUUUAACAACAGUUAAAACCCAAGUAUAAACAAAACAUUUAUCUGAAUAUAAAAGGCAUCGCAGCAGACAACAGCACAUGUCGAUUUGAUCACAGCGUGCUGCACUGAAUAUCGCACAAACGCACUUUUAGGGAAGCCUUGUUGGCGUAAUAUUCUUUCCGUGUUCUCUUGUUGUUUUAUAUGUUUCAAUAAUUUACUAAUAAGUGGAUUUGGUUUCAUAAAAGUCGCAAAUUUGUUGAAACCUUUUCGAAUUCUAUAUAAAUAUUUUACAUUCACUCCUCAUCACCUCAUGUGGAAUAUAAACAUCGCGCGUGUUUGUCGCCAAUUAUGGGACUGGAGAUGAGAGGUUUAUUUCCGGUGGAGUCCCCUGUAAACAAACGCUGGGCACAUGCGCAGAAGGGACUUAUCCCCCUCUUUAAGUUCAUGGGUCACCUUUCGAACGGAAAAUGCUUGAAUUUCAGGUUUUGAUCCAGAUUGUGAGAUGAAGUAAAUAGCGUUAUCCUUAAAGGCAGUCUUGUUCCAAGGGCUGGGACGUUCAGAACUGCUAAGAAUCACGAAGAAACAUAACACCAAACACACAUUUGACGCAACAUAACAGACUUUUACUUUUACUUUUGUAUUUUGACGCCAUUAAGAGACAAUUAUAAAGUUAAGGGGAAAUCCCUGACACGCUAUAAUCCAAUGGUGGAAUAUGAUAUAGGGCCUAUAUAUAUAUAGUCAAAUGUUAUUCCAAAUGGCAAAGUUGACAAAACUAUACCAAAAUGUAGCGAAUGAUAAAAACAAUUUAAAUCCAAAGUAUAAAAUGUUUUGGAGUACGUAGAACCAAGAUAGGCUGCUGUAAAGUUGUUGCCUAGGAACGCGACGUGGCAAAUUCAAGUUUAAAGCACCAACGGUCAAAAUAAUAAUAGUUUAAUAAAACACGAACAAGGUAACCAAAUGAGACCAAAUUAACACGCGAAAGUUAUAACACCGUUGGUAGAAUACGUAGCAAGUUACACACGAAUACGACAAAUAAAGCCAAAGAUAACGAGCAAUAUCCAAAAGUUCAGCUUCGCAGCAUGUGACACAACAAUAAUGAACACAAUACGAUAAGACGAUCCAAAAUAACUUUAAACCGCAAUAUAAAUCCAAUUCCAAAAUACGAUAAAUAGAUCCACAAGGUCUUUAGCUUUAAUUUAAUAGGAUAUGUAGUUCAAAAGCUUCAAAAAUACUUAUUUAUGCUUGAAAUAAAGCGGAGGUCUCUAGAGCGUAAUCCUAUCCUAUGAUAAUUAUCCUACAUUCGUAAAACCAUACCUGCUCUAUAUAUUUAUAUUAUUAUGCCUUCCUUGCAUUGAAAACACUCAAAUUUCAAGAAACAUGCGCUAAAAUUGUGAUUAAUUAUUCAUGCAAAAAAAAUGGUUUUGAGAGACGUUGGAAAUUUUGAAGUUCAUAUAUAUGAAUAAAAAACAUAUUUCAGCAGAAGAUGACAUAUUCCUCGCGGAAGCAUCGCCAAUAGCCGACCGCAGAAAAUAGUAGAAAAUUAUUCGUAUACGAACAAAAUAUCGAUAACAAUGUGUGACUUUUCCAGGGGGGGGGUGUCUCCAGAGAAACGGCAGUAUGCCGAAAAUAUUUCCGCCUCCUUCACUCCUGGCAAACAGCUAGCCAUAUUUUGAGAUCAGUGAGAUGACCACCCAUACACCCAUGAACCAUAGUCAUGCGCCCGCGAUUAUUGAUGAACUUUAGACUUUGCUAAUGCUUUCCCCGGGUGUGAAUAGCCGGGCGGAAUUAGUACCCUCGCCCCGGGCUUACACACGGAACGGCGCUCCCUGCCGUUGGCUCGGGAAAAAGGCAAAAUACGCUGCGGAUAUAGUAUGUGCGUGAAGAUGAAAGUCGCAUAAGUUUGAUUAGUUGGUUUAAAAGUGCUCAUAUAACAAUACACCAUGGCGAGAAGAUUGGGUAAAGCUCCCUCUUUCUUUAUCCGAAGCCGUUACCUGACCUUAAUAUAGUAUUUUUGUGAUUUUUAACCCUCGACACUCGACUAAUUGAUGAACUUGGUGUUUUUCACACAAUAGACCAAACUAAACACACGAAAGUGAUUAAACUUUUUUGAAAUAUCAAAUUUUCCAACAGGGUUGAUGUUGUUGCAGAAGGUUUCAUUCAACUUUUGAACGAUGAAGAUAAAGUGGGAGAAGCAAUGAGAAUUGUUAAUGGUAGAAUUGAUUACCACACAUUUCCAUCUGAUGAAGCAGUCUUAAAAAGUUUAGCGUAG